AUGGCGCGUACCUGGUUCGCCGGCCCUCCUACCGCGCAGACGGUCCCGCCGUCCAAGAACCUCAAGGGUGCCGUGUCCAAAACGGGCGACCCAGCUCAAUCAAACGAGGGCGUGUUAUCCAAGAAUCAGGUUGCGGUCAACGCCUUCGCUACUGCGCAUCAUAUAACACCGACCAAAGCAAUUCACUCGGACUCUGAGUUGGAUGGAUCUGUUACUUGGGCAACACCGUUCUCGUCGCCAGAGAAAGAGCUGAAGACCCAGCCAGCGAAGGAGGCGAUUGAGGCGAUUGAGGCGUCCGCUAAUCUGGCAAAGCUCAUACAACAGCACUCGAAGCCAAAGGACCCACAAGGGGCGACUCCCUCUGAGGAGCCGACGACCUCCAGGCCGGUGGAAACGAUGAACACAUUCACUCUCUCCUCAUCGGAACCGCGCCGGGCACCGAUAGCUCAAAUGGUACCCCUUUCCCCAAAUGUGGCAGUCACCACCACACCAGCAGCAAAAGCCGACCUGGUGAAAUCGACAACGUCUCUUUUCGGUCCGUGUCCAAGCCCAACGAAUGUGUCAAGUCCACAAGCAUGCUUUCCCGUAACAGCUCCAUCAUCGCUACGAUCAUCAUCAAUCCUGCCAUCUUCGCCAACAGCCUCACCGAAGAAAGCCACACCCACGAAGUUCACAUCCAAAAACCCUCAAAUCACACUAACGCCAGCACCGGCGACUGCGCCAAGCGCAUUCAAAGACGCCGCUCUCGCAGCCCACGUCCAGGACAGGAAGUUCCUCUCUCCCGUGACGCAACAACCAACCGGAGUCAAAAAGCGCCAACACAUCAGGACCUCCUCCCCACCCAAAUCAGUCUUGACACCAGAAUCCGUCCCUGAAGGAAAACCCAGACGCGGCCGCCCUCGCACGCGGCCUGAGGUGCAGCCUCUUCACCGCAACAGACAAUACCGGCCUCCUGUUCAGCCGAGCACGCCAAGCCCUCAAACAGGGGUUCCCAAUCGCUCCAACUCAUCUGAGUUCGCCUCUCCCGCCUUCCCGCUCCAGCAACAGCAAGCCGUCACGUUCAACAUCAAUGGCGACUCGAAACCCAGUUUCUGCUCAGAAGAGCCUCGCCUGUGGCCUGGGCGCGGUGAUUACGUUGCCACGCUCCUACGCUUCGACUCAAAGCCUGAAACAAUACACUCAGAGCCUAUUCAAGCUUGUACCAACCACGCGGCCCACCAAGACCCGCACGAACCUCCCGGUCACGGCGUUUGUGCAACCUGCCACCAUGGUGCUCGUCGUCAUAUCAAAGCAACGAGGCCAGAGCUAUUCGGUCCGGCCUGGUGGCCGCUAUGCAAGGCCUGUGGCGACAAUGAAUUGCUGCAUACUGAUCCUAAGAAAAAAGGAUGUUCUUGUGGCAAGCAAUGGCUCUGCUUUGCGUGCCAAACCCAGGAGCUGGAGAGGCGUACUAUGAAAAAUUGCGUCGAGGCUGAGUUCAGGAGGAGAACUUUCAUUGGGAAAGGAAUGGAUGGAGACGUCGAGACUGUGGUAAUGGGUUGGGCUUGUGAGUGUGGAGGGGAGAUCGGGCCAAACGCCACACUAGUUAAGUGUAUUGGCUGUCAAGGGUUGGGUGUUGGAAAAAUUGAUUCGCUGGUGGCAAUUGCCCGAGAAAGUGCUUUUAUGAAGACUGCAUUAGCAUGGACAUGA
Molecule: messenger RNA, 1686 nt
Organism: Letharia columbiana
Lineage: Eukaryota; Fungi; Ascomycota; Lecanoromycetes; Lecanorales; Parmeliaceae
Exons: 1
Coding region: 1-1686 (561 amino acids)
Source: RefSeq, a predicted model, not a curated record